UAUUUUUAUACGUAAUAUAAAGGUUAACACACGUACAUCAUUAUCUGUUAAAUCAUAAAUUCGAUUGAAUAUGUGAAUUUCUUUAAUCACAAAUAUAAAAAAACUUUUCUUUAUUAAUUUUUUAAAUUAAAUGUAUAUUUAUCAGGCUAUUAUUUGAUAAAUCUUUUUCUAUGAUGAUGAUGAUUUAUUUGUCAAAGAAAUUUUAUAAUCGAAAUUAUUUUAUGAAUUUGUUAUCACGAUUUCAAUCUUAUGAUUUUAUUCAAAGUUAUGGAUAUGUUCAUGAUAUUACAUUGAUUGAAAGAGGCCCAAUUGCUGUUUUAAAAAAUAAAAUAGCAAAAGGAGAACUAAUGAAAGAUGAGUAUCAAAUGAAAGUUACUAAGACAUUGCAAAAUAUUUAUGAAGAAAUAAAUGGAUAUAAACCUGAAGAAUUUAGUUUAUUAGAUAAAUGGCUAGGUAGAAAAAGAAAACAACCACCAAAAGGUCUAUAUCUUUAUGGAGCAGUUGGUGGAGGUAAAACAAUGUUAAUGGAUCUUUUCUACCAAUGCUGCCAGAUCAAAAAUAAGAAAAGAGUUCAUUUUCAUUCUUUUAUGUUGGAUGUACAUAAUAAAGUACACGAAGUAAAAAAAAAUAUUGUACGAGAUGUUAGUAGUACAAAACUUCAACCAUUUGAUCCAAUACCACCAGUUGCAAGAAGUAUUACUGAAGAAGCUUGGUUACUUUGUUUUGAUGAAUUUCAGGUAACUGAUAUUGCGGAUGCUAUGAUAUUAAAACGAUUAUUUACUGAGCUUUUUAAUAACGGUGUAAUAGUUAUUGCAACUAGUAAUAGGGCACCCGAUGAUUUAUACAAAAAUGGAUUACAAAGAGGAAAUUUUAUUCCAUUUAUACAAGUCUUAAAAAAUUAUUGUAUUAUAAAUUCUUUAGAUUCAGGUAUAGAUUAUAGGUUGAAAACAGGUCUUGGAAAUGAAAAAAUUUAUUUCAUAAAAGGAAAAGAUGCAAUAAGUGAUGUAGAUAAAGUAUUUAAAUAUUUAUCAUCAAAAGAAAAUGAUGUUGUGAGAUCUCGAACAAUUUGUAUAAGAGGUCGUAAUGUUACCUUUAAAAAAACUUGUGGACAAAUAUUAGAUUCAACUUUUGAAGAAUUAUGUGAUAGACCACUUGGUGCUAGUGAUUAUUUAGAAUUAAGUCAAGCAUUUCACACAGUCAUUAUAAGAGAUGUACCACAACUAAAUUUUCGUCUUAAAUCACAAACUAGAAGAUUUAUUACAUUAAUUGAUACAUUAUAUGAUAAUAAGGUACGAGUUGUGAUAUCUGCAGCUGUACCACAUACAAAACUUUUUGUACCAGAAGGAAAUAAUGAAUAUACAGAUGAAAAACGAAUGUUAAUGGAUGAUUUAAAAAUAUCACAUGGUUCAGAUGACUACAAAUCUAAUCUUUUUACGGGAGAAGAAGAACUUUUUGCUUUUGAUCGUACUAUAUCACGACUUUCGGAAAUGCAAACUACACAGUAUUGGGAACAAUGGCAAUAUUAUAGAUAAUAAUAAUUUAAAUUAAUAAAAAUUUUAUUAGUCUGUUUGAUAAUAUUAUUAUUCAGAUAAUUAAAUUGCAAAAUUAUUGAUAAUAGAUAUUU
Molecule: messenger RNA, 1624 nt
Organism: Apis mellifera (honey bee)
Lineage: Eukaryota; Metazoa; Arthropoda; Insecta; Hymenoptera; Apidae
Product: putative ATPase N2B
Exons: 8
Coding region: 171-1532 (453 amino acids)
Cellular component (GO): cytoplasm; mitochondrion
Molecular function (GO): ATP hydrolysis activity; ATP binding
Source: RefSeq, a predicted model, not a curated record